Messenger RNA from Blastocystis hominis, 1175 nucleotides. RefSeq lists its product as hypothetical. The transcript is spliced from 7 exons. Bases 1 to 1164 code for a protein of 387 amino acids. NCBI's taxonomy places the organism in Eukaryota, Bigyra, Opalinata, Blastocystidae. The record is from RefSeq and is a predicted model, not a curated record. Gene Ontology annotation, molecular function: ATP binding; nucleic acid binding.
AUGGACAAAAGUGGGUCAUCUAAACGCUCAGGAUCAAACGAUCUUUAUGAAGCAUUUAAUGAGGGAUCAAUAACUGCUUCGGGAGAGCGAGUUUUCAUACCAAUCCGGAAGAUACAAAGAAUCGACUAUACUGAAACCCGAAAGAAUAUAUAUCAUGGAUGCUUCCAAUCAAGGUUAACACACGACGAAUCUGUGCUCGUUAGAAUGCAAAACCAUAUUCAGGUAACUGGAGAUGAUCUGAGCGGGCCCAUUAUGCACUUUCAAGACCUGAAGCUAGAGGAUCCUGUUGCAAAACGUCUCUUUUUUCGCGAAAUCAGUGUUCCGACUCCCAUUCAGAUGCAGGCCAUUCCCAUGGUUCUGACUGGACGUGAUGUAAUCAUCCACUCUGGAACGGGAUCAGGCAAGACUCUUGCGUUUAUUCUUCCUAUUCUAAAGCUUUUCCAGAUCAAUCCGCCCUCUGCUAAUCCUUCCGUGGUCGUCAUUGAGCCAACCCGUGAACUAGCAGCCCAAGUAAUGCGAGAAUUCUCCUAUUUUAUUUGCGCUCCUCUCGUAAAAGAAAGAUCUCCUCAUCUCUUUUACGAUACCAAUUUGGAUUCACGUCGUUAUACCCCUGAUGGAAAAUACCAACACCGCGUUCUGGGGGCGUGGGGUGGCGAAUCGAUCGAAGAUCAGCAAUCAGCCCUUCAAGGCGGAAUUGAUGUGAUCGUUUGCACUCCAGGACGAUUAAUCGAUCUGCUUCACAAAAAGCUGGUCUCAUUAAACGAAGUGAAAGUGUUUGUACUUGACGAGGCGGACAAAGCCGUCGAUGUGGAAAUGGAGAACCAAAUCCGAUACGUAGCAUCAUCAUCUUCGAUUUUGAACGAAAUCACUCCUCAAAUGCUUUCUCAAUUUGAAACAAACACCAUUCAGUUGUUAUUAGAGAUUUGCUAUUCAUAUCUCACACACGAACCAAAUCAAUAUGAAGAAUUGGGAAUGAAUAUUCUCGAUUCACUUAUUCUUUUUGUGCUCAGUACAGAUUGCCAUCCAGAAAAUGAAGAAUUUCAGCAGAUAUACAAACGACUGAUGAAAGCACCCUUGUUUGAAGUGAUGGAAGGAAUGACAAAUGAUCCGAUUAUGAAAACCAAGAUACGCAUAUAUAGAAAAUUAAUGCAAUUUACGAAAUAGCAGGUGGUACU